Geodia barretti is the source of this 840-nucleotide messenger RNA. NCBI's taxonomy places the organism in Eukaryota, Metazoa, Porifera, Demospongiae, Tetractinellida, Geodiidae. The record is from the annotation of a GenBank genome assembly.
AUGCUGACCGGACACACCCACAUUGUCGGCGUUAUUGGUGAUCCCGUUGAACACAGCCGUUCACCGCAAAUGCACAAUGCCGCUUUUGCCAAAGCAGGUCUCGAUUAUGUAUACGUCCCUUUUCAUGUCCGUCCCGACGAUUUGGCAGAUGCGAUUGCUGGGUUUAAAGCGAUUAAUGUCGUCGGCAUUAACGUAACGCUCCCACACAAACAGGCAGUCAUCCGGUCCGUUACAUCAAUCUCUCGGGAAGCCGAACUCAUUGGUGCUGUGAACACGCUGACGUUUGUUGAAGGGAACAUAUAUGGCGAUAAUACAGAUGCCCCUGGUGUCUUAAAAGCCUUAGAAGAGGACGGAAACAUGUCUGUGCCGGUAGGUGAGAAUGCCAUCGUUUUAGGAGCAGGUGGGGCUGCGAGAGCUGUCGUCGUUGCGUUAGCACUCAGAGGCGUAGCAUCGAUUACAAUCGCCAAUCGCACAGUGGAAAAAGCGGUCUCUUUAGCAGAAGAGAUGGAUCGAAAGACAGGUGUUUCCAUGCAAGGAAUGGGGCUCACGGAUGAACGAUUGCCUCUGGCGGUUCGCGAGAGCAAACUUCUUGUCAACACAGCGACGACGAGCAUGGACGUGACACAACCUUUGCUCAUUUCUGCAGACUGGCUUCAACCAAAUACUAUUGUUUACGACAUUGUGUAUACUCCCCCGGUAACACCUUUGAUGCAAGCCGCUACCGAGCGCGGAUGUCAAACCCUUGGCGGCAUCGGGAUGUUAGUCCAUCAGGGGGCUAUCGCUUUUGAGAAAUGGACAGGUGUUACACCGUGCACUCAGACAAUGCGUCAAGCCCUAUAG